This is a messenger RNA of Pelobates fuscus (common spadefoot toad), 2480 nucleotides long. RefSeq names its product integrin subunit beta like 1 (gene ITGBL1). Lineage: Eukaryota; Metazoa; Chordata; Amphibia; Anura; Pelobatidae. Gene Ontology annotation, molecular function: integrin binding. The transcript has 11 exons. The record is from RefSeq and is a predicted model, not a curated record. Bases 220 to 1689 code for a protein of 489 amino acids. Gene Ontology annotation, cellular component: integrin complex; cell surface; focal adhesion. Gene Ontology annotation, biological process: cell migration; integrin-mediated signaling pathway; cell adhesion mediated by integrin.
UGUAAAGUUAAGGAUUUGGCACUAGGGUCCCUCCUAGAGUGCUGCCCAAAUCCUUGCAAGCAGCUAAUCAAAGACACUUUGCAGGGGGGUAGUUUUUGAGCCGGUUUUGGCCAGCUUUGGAUUUUAAAGCUCCAGUGUGAUCUGCACCUCAGAUAUACUGAGCUGUACUGCAAGAGCUGCUUGUAGACUGGGACCUAUUCUCCUGUGCUGGAUGUAAACAUGAAUGUUGGAACCUUGGUGAACUUUGUGUGGGCUUCCUCUCUCUUCAGCCUCCUAGCCGCUGUGCCCGCCUCCGUAAGCCAGAAGAAUUAUCCCUCGUCGUCGUCCUCUUCCUGCAAGUUGAAGCCAGCUGCAUCAGAAAAACGCUGCAGGUCUCCAGAUGGAUUAAUAUGUAGUGGCAGGGGCACAUGCGUCUGUGGAGUUUGUAUGUGUGAAGUUAAAGAAACCGGCAAGUACUAUGGGCCAUUAUGUGAGUGUCAGGACUGGGUAUGUCACACCUACGAGGGACAAACAUGUGCAGGACAUGGAUCGUGUGACUGUGGAAAGUGUCAGUGUGAUGCUGGCUGGUCAGGAGAAGCGUGUCAAUAUCCAACCACUUGUGACUUGACCCGGAAGGAAAGUAACGAGAUGUGCAAGAAUUCUCAAGGCAUUAUUUGUUCUAACACAGGGUCAUGCAUAUGUGGGAGGUGUGAAUGUCUGCUUUUAGAAAAAAGUGGACUGAUUUAUGGAAAGUUCUGUGAAUGUGACGAUAGAGAAUGUAUUGAUGACGAAACGGAUGAGAUCUGUGGAGGCCACGGGAAGUGUUACUGUGGAAACUGCUACUGUGAGGCUGGUUGGCAUGGAGAUAAAUGUGAAUUCCAGUGUGAUAUCACCCCAUGGGAGAUCAAGAAAAGAUGCACAUCGCCAGAUGGCAAAAUCUGCAGCAACAGAGGAACAUGUGUGUGCGGAGAAUGCACAUGUCAUGAUGUAGACCCAACUGGUGACUGGGGAGAUAUUCAUGGUGACACCUGUGAAUGCGAUGAAAGGAACUGCAAAUCAGUGUAUGAUAGAUAUUCGGAUGAUUUCUGUUCAGGUCAUGGCCAGUGUAACUGUGGGCGAUGUGACUGUAAAGAUGGAUGGACUGGAAGGAAGUGCGAACACCCACGGUCCUGCUCACUUUCACUAGAGGAGAGCAAGCGAAAGUGCCAGGGAAGCUCCAGUCAGCCAUGCUCGGGACGCGGAAAAUGUGAAUGUGGAGUGUGCACGUGUUUCCCUCCAGGAGAUAACAGAGUGUACGGAAAGAACUGCGAAUGCGAUGAUCGGCAGUGUGAAGAUCUAGCAGGCAUAGUCUGCGGAGAACAUGGCAACUGUUCUUGCGGUCGAUGCAUUUGUGAGGCCGGAUGGUUUGGGAAGCUUUGCCAACAUGAAAGAAAAUGCAUUAUGACAGAAGAAGAAAGCAAGAGCCAGUGCGAAUCAGCUGAUGGUGUGUUGUGUUCUGGAAAAGGUUCUUGUCACUGUGGAAAGUGUGUCUGUUCACCGCAGGACUGGUAUGUUUCUGGUGAAUUCUGUGAAUGUGAUGACAGAGAGUGUGACAAACAUGACGGCCUCAUUUGUACAGGCAAUGGGAUAUGUAGCUGCGGGAACUGUGAAUGCUGGGAAGGAUGGAACGGCAAUGCCUGUGAAAUAUGGAUGGGAAGUGAAAAUCCUUAAAAGCAACACAGAAAGAAAAAUUGCUAAAGACUGGGUUCUAUUCUUUCUUCUUUUUACUAUAGGCUGCUAGAGAACAUAAACAAAGACAGAGUAUAAUCACCAACACAAAGUCUGCUUAAACAGACCUUUCCAAGUCUGUAUGUUUUAUUUCCCCCAAUUAUUAUUUUACAGAGUGAAUCAAAUUUUGAGAAGCCACAUGCCAUUAUAUUUCUUUACAGUCUGUAAGUGAUAUAGUAAAGUUACCGGGCUUUCUUGUACAGUUUACACAGCGGUCAGGACUUCAUAAAAUGUUACAACCGAAAAAUUCAUAGGCUGUAAUGCAAAGGCAUUUUAAAGUGGCACUGUUACUUGAAAAUAGAUUUCCAUGAUUAGUUUAAAUUAAUAAGGCAAAUAGAGUAAUGUUAUUUAAUGUAAUCUAGUUACAAUAAACUUAGCUGGAAUUAACUUGUAAAGAUCUUGUAGUGUUGUAUGGAGGCGGCCAUUUUGAAAAUGUAUUACAAUUUGUAAACCUUCAGUGAUAGUUACAAGGGAGCAGAGAGGAUCAGUAGCCAAUCAAAUUAUGUAUUUGCAGAGUAUCUCCCAUUUUUGCAGCAAACACUAAAGGGUUCUUUUAACUGAUUCUCUGUGAAAGGAACACUAUAGUCACCUAAAUUACUUUAGCUAAAUAAAGCAGUUUUAGUGUAUAGAUCAUUCCCCUGCAAUUUCACUGCUCAAUUCACUGUCAUUUAGGAGUUAAAUCACUUUGUUUGUUUGUGCAGCCCUAGCCACACCUCCCCUGGCUAUGAUUGACA